Molecule: messenger RNA, 1485 nt
Organism: Drosophila yakuba
Lineage: Eukaryota; Metazoa; Arthropoda; Insecta; Diptera; Drosophilidae
Product: pyridoxal kinase
Exons: 3
Coding region: 324-1241 (305 amino acids)
Biological process (GO): pyridoxal 5'-phosphate salvage
Cellular component (GO): cytosol
Molecular function (GO): pyridoxal kinase activity
Source: RefSeq, a predicted model, not a curated record
GGGGGUGUUGUAAUGAAUUUGAUUGGGUUCCAAGGCCGAGCGAACACGACUCGUUUAUCUGAAAGUCAGCCAAUCUCUUAUACUUUGUUUACGCGCGAUCCACUCACUGUUCACUUCGGUAAUCUCCUCCUAAGAGGAUUCCACUCAUCGCUUAUCAGCUAUAAGUUAUCAGCUAGAGAAGCUAUGAAUUCCCGCUCCCUCGCUGAUAACACGGUUAUAAGCUAUCUCUGUGUGCGUGUGUGACUUGUAGACCCACUAGCUUCAUUUGCUCAUUGAUCGGCGGUCACUCGACGCGGAAAGUUCCACGGAAAAGAGCAGCGACAAUGGCAGCAGGUGCAACCAAUCCGGACAUCAAGCGGGUGCUCUCCAUCCAGAGCCAUGUGGUCCACGGCUAUGUGGGCAACAAAGUGGCCACCUAUCCACUGCAGCUGCUGGGCUUCGAUGUGGACCCACUCAACUCGGUCCAGUUCUCCAAUCACACGGGCUACAAGACCUUCAAGGGCCCCGUUUCCAACGAAAAGGAGUUGGCCACCAUUUUCGAGGGUCUGGAGGAGAACGAGCUGCUGCCAUUGUACUCACACCUCCUGACCGGCUACAUCGGGAAUCCACUGUUCCUGCGCCAGGUGGGCCACAUUCUAAAGAAGCUGCGCCUGGCUAAUCCUGGCCUGGUAUACGUCUGCGAUCCGGUGAUGGGUGACAACGGUGAGCUCUAUGUGCCCAAGGAGCUAUUGCCCGUGUAUCGGGACGAGAUCAUUCCACUGGCGGACAUCAUCACUCCCAAUCAGUUCGAAGUGGAGCUGCUCACGGAGAAGGAGGUGCGCAGCGAGGCGGCUGUCUGGGAGGCCAUGGAAUGGUUCCACCAGCGUGGCAUCAAAACAGUGGUCAUUUCCAGCAGUGAUCUUGGCCAGCCCGGUGUUCUGCGUGCCUUUCUCAGCCAGCAGAAUGGACCCCGCCUGGCCAUCGAUAUUCCCAAGCAGGGUGGCAAGGAUUUGGUCUUUACUGGCACCGGGGAUCUCUUCGCAUCCCUCUUCCUGGCUCACAGUCAUGGCAGCAAGGAUAUAGCCAAUGUCUUCGAGAAAACCAUCGCCAGUUUGCAGGCGGUGAUCAAGCGAACUGUAGCUUCUCUGCCCGGCGGUGGAAAUGGCCCAGUUAAAGCCGCCGAACGGGAACUGAAGCUGGUGCAGUCCAAGACGGAGAUUGAACAGCCCCAGGUGCUCCUCAAGGCGCAGCGACUUAACUAGACCGCGGAAACCCAUUUGAACUCAGAGGGAAACGAUUACCUUUACAAUAUUUACUAUACAUGUAUGCUCAUUGCAUUUGUUUACGGACAAUAACCUUUUGAUACCUUAUGAUCAGCAUUUACAAGCAUUGUUAUAACGAUAAAUGAUCAACAGAGUGACAAGUUAAGUACCAUAUAUAAUUGAUAAACAACCGAGAUCAAACAAAUAUAUAUGCUCAUUAUUCGGACAAGUUUUGAUACCUUAA